AGCCAGUGGAAAACAGUAAUGGAGAGACGCUGAGGGCAAAGAAGUGAAAAAACUGUUGAAAGACGUGCUGUUUAUUUAUUUAGAAUUAAUUUUCAAUUGUUUUGUACUUUAAUUUUACAACUAACAAAGUAUUAACAUUCAUCAUGGCGCCAAGAACUUUACGAGACUUUGAUAAAGAUAAAGAAACCUUCAGACUCUUUUUAACAGAGUUCAUGAAAAUGGACGACAAAACUGGAGACAAGAGAUUUAAAUAUCGAGAGCAACUUACAAAAAUUGCUCAUCGUGAAGAAACUGCAUUUACAAUUGAUUUGGAUGAUCUUCAAGAAUUUGAUGAUGAUCUCGCUGCGAUUGUUGCUGCAAAUACAAGAAGAUACGUCAACAUGCUUCUUGAGCUCAUUCAAGAUAUACUUCCUGAUUUUAAAGAAAGACCUGUUCCUGCCAAGGAUGCUUUAGAUGUUUAUAUUGAACAUCGUAUGCUUAUGGAAGCACGUAAUCAACAUCCUGGAGAACAGAGAGAUCCAAGGAAUAGAUAUGCACCAGAACUUAUGCGUCGAUUUGAAGUCUACUUUAAAAAUUUCGGUAAUGAAAAAGGUCAAUCGGUUCGUGAUGUAAAAGCCGAGCAAAUUGGUAAACUUGUAACAGUUCGAGGAAUUAUUACCAGAUGUACAGAAGUGAAACCAAUGGUUGUUGUUGCAACUUACACUUGUGAUCAAUGCGGUGCUGAAACUUAUCAAUGCAUAAAUUCUAUGACUUUUAUGCCACUUAAAUCGUGUCCAACUGAGGAUUGUCGUGUGAAUAAAUCAGGUGGAAGACUCGUUAUGCAAACUAAAGGUUCAAAGUUUGUCAAAUUUCAAGAAGUAAAAAUGCAGGAACAUAGCGAUCAAGUACCAGUUGGUCAUAUUCCUAGAUCGGUGACAAUUUAUUGUCGUGGAGAAACCACAAGAUGCUGUCAACCAGGAGAUCAUGUUCUUGUCACCGGAAUAUUUCUUCCUCUCACCAAAAGUGGUUUUACUGCAAGAAAUGCAGCGGGACUUCUCAGCGAAACUUUCAUCGAUGCUCAUAGUGUAGUUUGUUUGAGUAAUGCCGAAACAAAAGAUGACUCGGAUUCUGUAUUAACGCCAGAAGAAUUAGCUGUGCUUAGAGGUUCUGAUUUUUAUGAUAAAUUAGCAAGUUCGAUUGCGCCGGAAAUUUAUGGCAUGGAAGAUGUGAAAAAAGCUCUUCUCUUACUUCUCGUUGGAGGAACUGAUAAGAAGAAAGGUGACAUUAAAAUCAGAGGAAAUAUAAAUAUUUGUUUAAUGGGAGAUCCAGGUGUGGCAAAAUCUCAAUUAUUGUCGUUUAUAACGAGAUUAUCGCCAAGAUCACAGUAUACAACGGGACGUGGUUCAUCGGGAGUUGGUUUAACAGCAGCUGUAAUGAAAGAUCCAUUGACUGGUCAAAUGAUGUUGGAAGGUGGUGCACUUGUAUUGGCCGAUCAAGGCGUUUGUUGUAUUGAUGAAUUUGAUAAAAUGGCUGACGCCGAUAGAACAUCAAUUCACGAAGUUAUGGAACAACAGACAAUAUCUAUUGCAAAAGCGGGAAUAAUGACACGUUUAAAUGCCCGUGUAUCAAUUUUAGCGGCAGCAAAUCCAGCAUAUGGACGUUACAAUACAAAAAGAACAAUUGAACAAAAUAUUCAACUUCCACCUGCACUAUUGUCACGUUUUGAUUUACUUUGGCUUAUUUUAGAUCGUGCUGAUCGCGACAAUGAUCUCAAAUUAGCUGAACAUAUAACAUAUGUGCAUCGUCAUUCUGCUCAACCAGUGACAGAAGUUGAAGCAUUGGACAUGAGUAUAAUGAGAAAAUAUAUUGCAAUGUGUAAAAAAAUAUCGCCAACAGUGCCUGAAGAUUUAACAGAUUUUAUUGUUGGAAGCUAUGUUGAUAUGCGAUCAGAAGCUCGUAAUAAAAAAGACAAAACAUUUACAUCGGCAAGAAAUCUUUUGGGUAUAUUACGUUUGGCAAUAGCAUUAGCUCGUCUUCGAUUAUCUGAAGAAGUUGAUAAAGAUGAUGUUGAAGAGGCAAAUAGAUUAUUGGCAAUGUCAAAACAUUCAAUUAAUUGUACGGAACAAAAUAUUGGACCAAGAGAUGCACAAACGACAACAACUAAAAGAAUUUAUGAUUUAAUAAAAGAACUUGCUACUGAUAAAGAAGUUAAGGUCUCGAAAAUUAUGGAAAGAUGUACCAACAAAGGAUUUGAUCGUAAUCAAAUUAAUGAUGUUAUUGAAGAAUAUGAAAGUCUUGGGAUUUUCCAGGUCAAUCAAGCAAGAACGAAAAUCACAUUCUUGUAGUAAGAAAACAAAAAAAAAGGUAGAGAAUAUUUUUUUUCUAUUAUUUAAUUAAUUUUUUUUUCUAUUUUUAUAAAUUUUCAUCAAUUUAGUUCAAAUUUUCAUUUUUGACUUGAGUGAAUUGAGAAACAAUUUUUCAUGAUUUCUUCGUUACAAUUAUUGACAAUUGAAUGAUUUUUUAAUGACGCCAGUAAAAAGGGAAUUUAUGUCACGAAAUUUCAUUGUUUUACAAUUUAUUGACACUACUUCGAUUAUUUUUUUUUCAACGUAAACAUCGUUAUCAAAAACCUCGCAUAAAUCGAAAUAAAAAAAUGACAUUUAAAA
Leptopilina boulardi is the source of this 2645-nucleotide messenger RNA. It is a transcript of the gene Mcm7, whose product is annotated as DNA replication licensing factor Mcm7. Bases 144 to 2324 code for a protein of 726 amino acids. The transcript is spliced from 10 exons. Gene Ontology annotation, biological process: double-strand break repair via break-induced replication; DNA replication initiation; DNA replication. NCBI's taxonomy places the organism in Eukaryota, Metazoa, Arthropoda, Insecta, Hymenoptera, Figitidae. Gene Ontology annotation, cellular component: nucleus; MCM complex. Gene Ontology annotation, molecular function: ATP hydrolysis activity; single-stranded DNA helicase activity; single-stranded DNA binding. The record is from RefSeq and is a predicted model, not a curated record.